Molecule: messenger RNA, 3240 nt
Organism: Lasiodiplodia theobromae
Lineage: Eukaryota; Fungi; Ascomycota; Dothideomycetes; Botryosphaeriales; Botryosphaeriaceae
Product: 3 exoribonuclease
Exons: 3
Coding region: 1-3240 (1079 amino acids)
Biological process (GO): nuclear-transcribed mRNA catabolic process
Cellular component (GO): nucleus
Molecular function (GO): zinc ion binding; RNA binding; 5'-3' RNA exonuclease activity
Source: RefSeq, a predicted model, not a curated record
AUGGGUGUCCCCGCGCUCUUCCGAUGGCUUUCGCAAAAGUACCCCAAGAUCAUCUCGCCCGUCGUCGAGGCCGAGCCUGUCGAGUACCCCGAUGGUACCGUUGAGCCCGUCGAUACCACCAAGCCCAACCCCAAUGGCGAGGAAAUGGACAACCUGUACCUCGAUAUGAACGGUAUCGUUCAUCCCUGCUCGCAUCCAGAGGACAAGGACCCGCCGGAGAACGAGGAGCAGAUGAUGAUCGAGAUCUUCAAGUACACCGACAGGGUUGUCAACAUGGUGCGCCCGCGUAAGCUGCUCAUGAUUGCUGUUGACGGUGUCGCUCCACGCGCAAAGAUGAACCAACAGCGCUCUCGUCGUUUCCGUGCCGCCCAGGAUGCCAAGCAGAAGGACGCAGAUGCUGCUGAGUUUGCGAAGCUCCUCGCCUCGCAGAACAAGAAGAAGGGUGAAGAUGGCGAAAAUGGUGAUAGCGCCGAAGCUCAGAUUGUGAAGAAGACCUGGGACAGCAACUCUAUCACUCCAGGAACUCCCUUUAUGGAUAUUCUGGCCCAGAGUCUCCGCUAUUGGUGCGCCUACAAGCUCAAUACCGAUCCUGCUUGGGAAAAGCUCAAGGUCAUCAUCUCCGAUGCCACUGUGCCUGGAGAGGGUGAGCAUAAGAUCAUGGAGUUCGUGCGCUCUCAGCGCCGUUCUCCUCACCAUGACCCGAACACUCGCCACGUUAUCUACGGCCUUGAUGCCGAUUUGAUCAUGUUGGGCCUUGUGACACACGAGCCCCACUUCCGCGUUCUGCGUGAGGAUGUCUUUGCGAACGAUGCCAAGCCCAGGACAUGCAGGCGCUGCGGUCAGACGGGUCAUUACGCAGACCAAUGUCGAGGCGAGAUCAAGAAGAAAGAGGAUGAGCAUGAUGUCAAGCAGAACAAGGUUACCAAGAAACCGUUCAUUUGGCUCCAUGUUGCCAUUCUCCGUGAGUACCUUGCAGCCGAACUCAAGGUUGACAGGCAGGGUUUUGCCUUUGACCUGGAGCGUGCCCUAGACGAUUGGGUUUUCAUGUGUUUCUUCGUCGGAAACGAUUUCUUGCCCCAUCUCCCAAGUCUUGAGAUUAGAGAGGGAGGUAUCGACACAUUGAUCAACAUCUGGCGUGAAAAUCUGCCUGAAAUGGGCGGUUACGUUACCAAAGACGGUCACGUCGACAUGAGCCGCGCUCAAGUCAUCCUGCAGGGACUUGCGAAGUUGGAAGAUGGCAUCUUCAAACGUCGCAAAGAGACCGAAGACAGAAGAGAAGCCGCGCAGAAACGCAGGAAACUCCAAGAAGAGAGGAGGAAUGGCGGUGGAAGAUUCGCACAGGGAGGAGAUGGAAAUCAGCAGAACAACUCGCCCAGCGCUCGAAAGGGCAGCAAAAAGGGCGAGACUGCUGAAGACUUUGCCAAUCUCCCCAUGUUCAGCCCUGGGGAGCUCCAGUCAAAGGAAGCGAGGGCUUUGACCCACGAGAAUUUCGUCAACAGAAAGGCCAUUUUCCAGGGCCAGGCGAACGUUGCAAACAAGAGCGCAGCUGCUGCCCUGAAAGAGGGGCUGCUUGGCAAGAAGCCUGAGACUGUCUCUGUUGCUGCAGGUCAGAAUGGCAAUACGGAGGAAGCUCCUGCUCCGGGCCCUGCCGCUGAAGAUGCUACUGCGACUCCGCCCUCUGCCUUGGGCAAGAGAAAGGCGGAGCUUCUGGAAGAUGAUUCCAGCACUCCUGGCCGUAACACGCCGGAUGCGGGCACACCUGCGGCCAAGUCUGACGAGCCGCCAGAGGAUACCGUGAAAAUGUGGGAGGAAGGCUACAUGGACCGGUACUACGAGCAGAAAUUCCACGUCGACCCCAAGGAUAUUGAAUUUCGCCAUCAGGUUGCGCGUGAUUAUGCUGAGGGUCUCGCAUGGGUGCUGCUGUACUAUCUCCAGGGUUGCGCUUCCUGGACCUGGUACUAUCCCCACCACUACGCUCCUUUUGCUCAAGAUUUCGUUGAUCUUGACAAGAUGGAACUCAAGUUCGAGAAGGGCAAACCGUUCCGCCCUUACGAACAGCUCAUGGGCGUUUUGCCUGCUGCGUCCAACCACGCUAUUCCGCCAGUAUUUAGGCCGCUCAUGGAAGAAGCGGACAGCGAGAUUAUCGACUUCUACCCUGAAGAUUUCCGUGUUGAUCUCAACGGCAAGAAGAUGGCUUGGCAAGGUGUUGCCAUUCUACCUUUCAUUGAUGAGAAGAGGCUACUGGAUGCCAUGGCCAAGAAGUACCCUCAACUGACCCCGGAUGAGGCUGCUCGCAACGAAUUCGGCAAAGAAGUUCUUCUGUUCUCUACUCGCCACCCUCUCUAUGAAGAGGUGGCUCAGCAGUGGUAUUCGAAGAAGCAGGGAGAACCCCAACAUAAGCUUAACCCCGAGAUCAGCGAAGGUCUGUCAGGUACGGUCACGAAGAAUGACGAUUACCUACCGCAAAGCUCCCUCGUUUUCCCUCUAGAGAGCAAGGGUAUGCCGGACCUGGAGGAAGACCAGUCCAUCAGCGUCCACUACGAAAUGCCCAAGUCCAAGAAUGUCCACAAGUCCCAGCUCCUCCGCGGCGUCCAAUUCCCUCCUCCGGCCCUCACCGAAGACGAGAUCCACGGCGUCCGCAACCGCGCUCGCCACGGCGGCGGCGGCGGAGGCCGCGACCGCGGCUUCCACUCGCACAACGAGAACCGGUGGCAGGGCGGACCACCUCGCCACAACAACCGCAAUGGCGGCGGCGGCGGCGGUGGCUACAACAACGGCGGCGGCCCUAACCAGGGCGGCCCUAACCCCAACAACCCCAUCGCCGGCUUCCUCAACCCCAACUUCGACCCCCAGGCCUUCAUGCAGCGCGGCCCUGCCGGUGGGCCCCCGGCCAUUCCGCCCCCGCCCCACCUCGCCGCCCAGAUGAACGGCUGGCAGCCCCCGCCGCCCCCGCAGUUCGGUGGCGCGUUCCCGCCCAUGCCGGCUGGCUACGGUGGAUACGGAGGUCCGCCGCAGAAUGGCGGAUAUGGCGGUGGUGGUGGCAGGGGAGGAUACGGCGGUGGAGGAGGCGGAGGCAGAAGAGAUGAUAACUACAGGCCUGGUGGCGGUGGUGGUGGUGGAAGACAUGAUGACAGCUACAGGCCCGGUGGUGGAUAUGGUGGAGGAGGCGGCGGUGGUGGCGGUAGGAGGGGAGGCAGAGGCGGUGGAGGUGGUGGAAGGGGGGCGUAUGACAGGCGCUAG